Messenger RNA from Salvelinus sp. IW2-2015, 1406 nucleotides. It is a transcript of the gene shbg, whose product is annotated as sex hormone-binding globulin. Lineage: Eukaryota; Metazoa; Chordata; Actinopteri; Salmoniformes; Salmonidae. The record is from RefSeq and is a predicted model, not a curated record. Gene Ontology annotation, molecular function: steroid binding.
GGCUCACUCCAAAACAGGCGUCAGAGUAUCAAAGUAGACCAUUAGCCCCACCACUAGUACCUCAGGGCUAGUUCAGAGUGAGUGGACCAACCGCUGUGAGGUUCUGGACACUGGUAAGCCUACUGAGGGUCAGGGGUCUGAAGAAUGGGCUCGUUAAAGACCAUGUCAGGUGGACUGCUGCUGGGUUUAUGUCUCACCUUGCUGGGAUGGGGAGCUGAGGGACAAAGGAACGGACGCCCCAAGAAGGAGGUAUCGGGCAGUGGCCCUAUCUACCUUGGCCAACAACAACGAGGCACCUGGUGGCCCCUGAUGCAGACCAGAGAAAACCUGACAGAGGUCAAAAGCAUCAAGUCCAUGUUCCAGUUCCGGACGUUUGACCCCGAGGGGGUGGUGUUCUAUGGGGACACCAGGGAGGGAGAGGACUGGUUUGUCCUGAUCCUCAGGAACGGCAUCCCUGAGAUGCAGAUCGGGAAAGCAGACAUCCUCGUCAGUGUGCAAGGGGGACCCAAACUCAACGAYGGCAAGUGGCAUCUGGUGGAGAUCAGUAGCCAGGGGGAUUUUGUGGUGCUGGAGGUGGACGGCCAGAAGGAGUUGGUGGUGGGACUGAAGUCCAAAGAGACCAUGGAGGUUCUGACAGGCCAGAUCCGCCUCGCCCUCGGGGGAAUCCUGGUCAGCCUGGACAAGCUGCUCCUCCCGUUCCAGCCAGAGAUGGAUGGAUGUAUCCGGAAGGGGAACUGGCUAAACCUGAGCACCCCCUGGGAGACAGAGUUGAUUGGGGAGCCCUGGCCCUGCUACCAGAACAUCCAGCCAGGGAGCUAUUUCCCCGGAGCUGGACUGGCUGCAUUCAACACCACAGACCUCCCUGGCCACCAGACAGAGGAGGGUGGGAUUACUAUUGACAUCCAUGGAGACUCCACCAAGAUGGAAGGAACAGUUCUGAGCUUGAAGACCCCUGGGCAGGAAUUGCCCACAGUAACAGUGAAAAUAAACAAUAACCCAAAGAAAGUCAUACUGACCAUCCUCAAGCGUGACACCAUCACCGAACAGAGUUUCAGCCGACUGUCCCUAACCCUGUUGAAGAAUCAAGUGAACAUGGACAUCGAUGACACGCAAAUAACAUUUGAGAUCGACAGUAUACCUGACUUUCCUAGAAGCUGGAAAGAGGGGAUGAUCCUUGCAUUUGGGGGGCUUCCAGGUGAUGGAGUGUCCUACAGUAGCAACCAGUACCUGAAGGGCUGUCUGGAGAAGAUCCAGGUCCAGGGACAGGAUGUGGAUCUGGACCGGGCGCUGUACAAGGACCUCUCCGUUUCCUCCCAUAGUUGCCCCUCAGAAGUCUGAACCAAGGCUUUCCUGACAGAUCAGAUCUGUGAUGACUGUAUAGAUAAUGUCAUUUAUCUCCAUUAAUC